Amoebophrya sp. A25 is the source of this 17892-nucleotide messenger RNA. The record is from the annotation of a GenBank genome assembly. Lineage: Eukaryota; Dinophyceae; Syndiniales; Amoebophryaceae.
GUUAUUUGGUAAUGAUUGAAACUGUAAUUAUAUUUAUAGCUUUGUAAUUAAUCACCUGAAGAAGAAGAAGGUGGCCAAACAAUUACAACUACAUCACCUUUUGCUAGGCAAAUUCCUUCAUUCAUUAUUCUACUCAAAGCAAGGUCCCAGCAUUUCUUUGUCGAGGAAUAAAGAGGAUAGGGUUGAAUUACGAGGCGGGUCAAUUCUACAAUAGAUCGCGUCAUAGUUGGUACUACACUCAAGAUUCACUUGUCUAUCAACCACAACUCAACUACAACGUUGCUGGCGGAAAAAACAUGGUGACCGAACGCAAAGAGUCGUGGUACUGGACGUUGUGGAAUGCAUUCGUCGAGAUGUUGAAACGUCUCCAAGACGAUAACAAGUACAAGGCUCUCUUUUCAAGAAAUGGUCUACCUGAGUCUGAGUUUCAGGAGCUUGUGCAGACUUCACCAUGGCGCGCCAUGAGUCGGAUGACACCUAAGUGGUCGCCGGAGACGGCAUUGUAUGCGGUUUUAGGGCACGUCUUCAAACCGUUCUCCAGCUGGCAUGAUGCCUAUAUCGAUAUGGAGUCGCGUGAGGAGGAUGAACAAAUCCACCCCGACCACUGCCUGCCUGGAAGAGAGAUCAAGAUGUAUCGGAGAUAUGCGUGGGCGUAUAUCUGGAGCUUCGACAACAUCCUCGUAUCUCGCUGGUUUUGCGUCGAAAAAGGAACAUCAAAUGGGAAGCUUGAGCUUCAAAAAAUAAAGGUUGAGUACAGCCAAGAAUUAUUGCAAGAAUAGCGAAGGCGCUCGACAUAGCUAGUUGGGGCGUGUGCUAUUAGUAUUAGCUGGAAUCGGUUGCCAAUCCCUCCCCAUCCCUACUCCGUACUCGUCGGGGGCUGCGCAUCCUACACGCAGCGAGCGCAAACGACGGCCGAGGGGCCGUCCUGUGUGGUAUUCAGUAUUGUAGCACUCCUUAUUCAGUAGAAGUUCGCGAGUUCAUGGGCCCACGGGUUCACGUUUUUGCUGUUGCUGUGUUUUUAGUUUAAGACGGUGCUCUCGCUGCGAGUGUUUUCGUUGCAAAUGCUUUCGGUUCGAGCGUUUUUGGUUCGCGUGUUUUUGGUUCAAGUGCUUUCGGCUCGCGUGUUUUCUCUUCGGGCGAUUAGCUUGAGCGCCAUCGAAGAAACGGCCCGAGGGUCGUCGGACAGAGAGGCGCUGCCUGCUCUCGUCCUCUCGUUGUUUUAGUCCCAUCCUUUCGCUUCUGCUUGUUUUCGCGAUAAGGGAAGAUAAAGACCCAAGCCGGGGCACAUCUCUCAAGUCAGCGCCCCGCUACAAGAUCAAAGCGGAUCGAAGUGGGAGCGAGGCUGUGCCCAUGCCCAAGUCUUCAGCCCUCUCGCGGCAAUUGCAAAGACUUUGAUGACAUGGGACGAGAUGGCGCAGACACGACAAACAGACCAAGCCAAAGAAAUCAGAGCGGAAGGCUACUGGCUUACCGAGAUCGCCGCAGGGUCUCUUCGCCUUCCUUCACGCUCCGGCAUCUCCUUGCCGCGUUCGUUUUUCUAUCUAAUCUCUUCGCUUUCACUCAACAAGACAGGGACCAGGUUCGCGCCUGCUUCUGGUGUCGACCUCUCUCUUCACGAGCAGCCACCCCCUUCGUGUUCGUUGAAGCAGGCGCAACGGCUCGCGCAGUCGUUUCCCUGUGUUCUUUGUGUUUCUAGUAUCAUUUUGAAGCUGUGCGGUGCUACUGCUCGAGGCGUGAGGUCUCUGCUACCAUUCUGGCGUGGGUGUAUCUAUUCAUAGGCGCAGCGGCGACGUCUCACGUCGAUGCCCGACCAGUCUUGCCUUGUGUCUAGUGUCGUGCGCUUUGAGUGUGCAGAAGCACGGGCUGCGGGUGCUUCGUGGUCUGUUUUGCAGGCAUCCCUUCCCCCCCCGCUAAAGAGUAUGAACCCCUCGGCUCUACCUCAGCGCCGUGCCAUCUUGGUCUCCCUCCGUUAAGUCUACUACUAGCACCCACUAGAUGAAGGAGCGCGCUUAGUGAGUUGUAGCGCGUGCGCCUCGAGUCUCUUCCUUGGUCGGCCUCGGUUAUCCUAUGCGGCCCCUCCUGACCCCGAACAACAACCGAGAGGAAAGGCAAUGAAUAACGAACGUGACUCGCCAGCUUUAAUAUAAAGAGGAACGGGCCGCGGCGUGGUCUUGCUCUAGUUCUAUAGUAUUCGCUUGCCUUUUCUCAUGCCAUUCCUUUCCAGAUGGAGCCAGCCUUUUCCCCUGUACUUACUUGCGAGGAUUAGGGCUUUAUCUUUGUGCAUCGUUUCGCUUGCUAAUUAGAAUGCUGCAGCUGGAUGCGCUGUAGACUUCACCGCCAUGGCGUCGGCUUCGCAUCUUCGUCGUCCAUAGCUAUAAUCUGAAGCGAGGGCUGAGCUGAAUGGAUUCACGUGGGCAGCCGCUCGUCGGUGUCGGACGAUGAAGACCAGACGCCACGCGCCUCGCGUCUAUUUAGUGGCUGCCAUAGGUCACUGGUUUUUUUCUUAGUUAGUCAACAGUCUCGGCCUGAUGCUCCUCGCCUGAUUUGAUACGAUUGAAGUUCGUGCAUGUACUAGCUUGGAGCGUCUGACGACAUUCCUCCCACUAGGAUCCGCCUCCUCCCCAAAGUAAGAAACUAUCUAAGCACGGCAAAGAUGUAUGUAAGCGAUAAGCGUUUUCAAAUUUCGAAAAUUUUCCACGUUUUGCCUUCGUUUGAGGAUUGAGCCUCGUGCGUUUGAAGUGCUAAGACCUCAAAACUUUUGGACUUUAAGGCCUUUCCACUCCCUGGGAUUCAAUUUCUUGGAUUUGCAUUCUUCAAAUUUUCGACAUUUUUCUGCCGUUUUGGGAUUGUGUUUUGUGCGUUUGAAGCGCAAAGGCCCCAAAGUUUUUGACUUUAAGCCUUUUCCCUGGAGUUCAAUUUCUUGGAUUUGCAUUUUUCAAAUUUCGAAAAUUUUCCACAUUUUGUCGGCGUUUUGGGGUUGAAUUCUGUUCGUUUGAAGUGCUAAAGUCCCAAAAUUUUUGAUUUUGAGCUCUUUCCCUGAGAUUCAAUGUCUUGGCUUCGGGUUUUUCGAAUUUCGACAAUUUUCCACGUUUUUCGUCGUUUUGAGCUUGGACCUCGUUAGUUUGAAGCGCUAAGGCCCCAAGGCUUUUGACUUUAAGCCCCACGCAUACGAUGCACCCUCCCACCCCGUGCUUCGUCUUGUCUUCGUUAGUCGCCUUAUAUCUGACACAUACAGCGAGGAGGACAUCUUUCGCAAUCCUUCUCAUGCUAUCGAGAGCAGAAGUUUUGCCCGCCAUCUGUGUCCUGAGUACGCUGCGCUUAUGGAUCGAUGGGCUGCAGGAGUGCUUCAAGCUGUAUCAAAAAACGAAGAGGAAGACUCCGCCCCUGGGCUGGAAGAGCAGGGGGCGCAUUUUUUGGCCGAUCCAUACGCGAGACGGUGUGGCAGAAUCGUGCCCCUGUUGCUUCUUUCUAUUUUACUUGUAUGUCUACACUCAGGCUAUUUGCAUGAUACUCGUGGCGGGUUUCCAGUGCUAGCAAUGCGAAUGCUUUGCAUUAAUUUACUGCGACGCUGGGCCCUUGCUUUUCAGUCAUCAACAAGAACAGCUAGGACUAUCCCCCUCCGCCUCUCCUACACACAGGAAGAGCAAGCGGGUAAGCAGGGGGACGCGCUGAGGGAUGGCCCGUCUGCGAAACGUGCGAAGCUUCUCCCCAAGAAGCCGGCGGAUAUGCAACUCACUCCCGAGAAUGGAGGCGCAGGAGGUGCCGGAGAAGGGGUUUGAGGAUGUUGCAGUGAACCAGCCGCGUGGCCUCUUCAAGAUCAUGGGCCGGCGGUGGUGUUGGGCAGUUUCUUCGAAACGGUGUGAGCAACUUAUGACGGCGGGCGGUGUCUGCAGCGGAGGGCGCUGAGUGCCAUCAGAAUCAGGGGAAGCUGGAAGGCUUUCAGAGGAGAGAAGCGGAGGGCUUUCACGCUGCAGCCGAUUUCCACGGCGUGUGUGGUUCCCCCAAGAAUUUGGAAGAAGUCGGUGAUGAGCAUGCGGGGGGUGAGGCUAAGCAGCAGCAGGAUCAGCCGCAGGAUGGAUUCGCUACGCCUCCAGCUGGGAACCGAACCUCACCUCUAUCGAGUUUGCCGCCAGCGGUAGCAUCCUCGAGGAGCAACCGUCUGCACGUACACCAGCGCCGGACGUUGUGGCCAUUUCGGAUUCAGAUGACAAUCAUCAUUCUGGCGGAUUUAGGCGCAAGCGCACAGCACAACCGACGUCAACCGAGGCAGCGACAGGAUCAGGAUCGAGUAGCUCGCCGUCUUCCAGUUCAAGCUACGCGACGUCAUCUGCUUCCUCGAGCGCGCAAGAUAUUCGUGGAGUUCCAACAGCACAGCAGAAGCAAGACUACUACGCAGAGACGCAGGUGAAGACUCAAAUGGAGCGGAGGCAGAAGAUGGAUGGCGUGAUAUCAUCGGACGCCCUUCAGCAGCGCGACCUCAUUCGCAGCCCGUUUUUGUCGCAGGGCAGCUACUUGCGUGAAGCAGAAGAGCUCUUGCAGAACUUUGGACCCAGUUCGCAACUCCGCAUGCUACAAGCUGCCACGAAGGCGCUUCUGCGUGAGUCUUCGGAUGCGAGUUGUGAUAAAGCCAUGGCUUUGCUUUGGUGUGGCGAAUGGGAAAGCGUGGCUCCGCACUUGUUGGAUAACGUGAGCUACGACGUGUCUCUGCUGUCAUAUUUCCGCUUCAUGGGACCAGAUUGCGCGGCGUGGGUGUUUCUCUUGGCUUUUUGUUACGUUUGCACGUGAGUCUUGCUUAUCAGUAUCCAUGUGAAUCAGUGCGGCGCACUGCUUUAUUGUUUUACUAGUCUCUUCUCAACAGUGGGCGCCUUUUCUUAUCUUCGACCUCAACCAACCACAUACAGAAAAUGCAAAAUAAAAGAGGCGCUGACGAGCGAGGGGCUGCGUAUUCAGACCUUGGGGCAUGGUCUGAACCCUGCGAAGUUGGCGAUGCUUCUGAAGGCGUUAGCAGUAUUCUUUCAAUCUGCAGGGUCACGAUUUGGCGCUACGUACGCACUCGAAACUUACAAAGCAGAGUUUGCGGCGGGCAAAUUCGUGGCGCCUCUACGAAAAGAAUACGAGAGAGCCGCGGCAGUUGAAUGCUCAGACUUUAGCGCGAAAGUGAAGGCUUGGAAGCCGCGAACGGUAUGGGAUCUGAAUUCGGCAGAUGUCUUUGCGCCGGAGGAAAUUCAAGCACUUUAGUUUGCUUUAUUGUCUUUGCAUUCUUUAGAAUUAGACGCUUUGACGGAUAGAGGCUGGCCCCGUUUCUUUGUGAUGCAUCAACUCAAGCCCAAACGUCGCCAACUUUCUUCCUUCUUUCUUCAUGCACCCCAUGCGUUUUCAUAUCAAUCCGCUAAGCGUGACAGCUGUGCAGCGAGCUAAUGAAAGCGACGUCACCCGUCACGAUCAAGACUCAAGCGAUGGCCCAGCGGGCUUCCUUCGUCGAACAGGUCCAGACUCAGUCGCUUGCCCAAGACGCGCGCUCAGGCUUAUUGGAAGCGAUCAAUGUGAACAGGAGGAAUUGGCUCGAGAGUUUCUUGCCGCCGGGAACUUUGGCUCACUUCAACCAAGCGACUAGCGACGGCGCUUUGGUUCUUUCCCUCAUUGACUAAGUUAGGUGGCGCGAGGUCUUGCGUGCCUUAUCGCGUAAACCUGAGAGGUGUCGCUGCGGCUGAGCAUGAAAGGGAACGCGAUUACAUUGAAUCUUUCCCGUGGUCUCUUCUGUCUGAGUCCUUUUUUCUGUUGCAAAUGGUUCCCCACUGAAGUCUCGCCUACUCUUACUACUAUCGCCAGGCGAUCUGUUCCUUCCAGGCUGGCUCCAUCUACGUACCGCGAGCGUUUCGGCGUGUGCGCGGAGUACUCGCAGGCUUGCCCUCUCUGCUCAGCACAGCUCUUUUGCGGCGCAGCUGUUGGAGUUGAGGCAGAAGAAUGAAGGGCAUCGAGGAAGGUGGUCUGGAGACUUAUAUCGAUAGCAGCGCUGGCCAAAAGCGGCAGCUUCGCAGGCAGAGAGCACGGCUGGCGAACAGAACCGAGGGCGUCCGCGGUUUCACGAACCUGAGCCACGCCAGCGACCAGAAAGAAGGGCAGAGCAUGGAGGAACGCAAAGAGGAAGCAGAGAAGCGGAAGCGGGAGAUCAAAGCAGCAAAGUAAGGAGAAGCAUUCGUCGGCGCUGUGUCUUGGUGCGGGUUCUGCGCAGGCGAUCGACAAUGGUGAGGAGACAGCGCCCCUUGAUGCACGACUCAGCUCCAAGGCGGCAGCGCUUGCACCUCUGCAGGCUGGAUCCGGUUCGGCGGCUUCGUCCUCAUCGUCGUCCAGCUCGUCAUCUUCUGCUGCAUCGCCACCGGAUCUGACCAUCUUCGCCAAGACCGUGGACUCUACGUUGGCUCGCGAAGGAACUCGAGCAGUACUUCGCUCGCGCGCAGGCGCGUGUGGCGCAAGGAGGAGAUCAAGACGCAGACGCAACAAAGGCGGUCGCAGAAAAGAUGACCAAGAGGCUGGAGACGAACAAACUGCGCGCUGCGACGUGAAAGAAAUCGAAGCAGCAGAAGACUGAGGACGGCGCUUCGCUCGGCGAGUUCAUGAUGGACGUGGACGGUCUACCUCAAGACGGAGAAGGCUGGAUGGAUGAGGAUCCGGCAGACGCAUUAGCAGGUGCGGGAUCUCUGAUCUUUCGUUCCGCUGCUGAGAACUUUGGAGGGAGUUCGACGCAGGUAGGAGCGCAAGGCUGAUCUGAUGUAGACCGUGGCGCGAAGGCUCUCUAUAACAACACGGAGGGGACUUGGUAGACUAUAGGUGGGGAGGAAGGUGUGGAGGAGAGCAACCAAGUAAGUAAAUAGAGAAGGCGUGGGGCAUAUGAUACGAAGGGACUGGGUGGGUGAAGUCGGGUUGUUUUCUUUUGUGGUGGCAAAGAGGUAGUCUACAUAAUGCGAAAGCUAGUGAGUGCCUAUCGUCACAGCGUGUACUAAUAUGCAGACCCCUUGGCGUUAGCUUCUGUCUUUUCUCCUUCUCGUGUUGUAUCGUGUUCGUUGAGACGACUAGCAGCGGCCCUUUUCUUUUGACUGUUCUAGUCUUGGGCAUGGUGGCGCCAGCUUCUUCUUCUUGCUAAGGGGUAGACCUGGAAGUGACGGGUGUGCUAUGUCUUUUACCUCUUGCGUUUUGGAGAUCAUUGAUAGUCUUAGGCUUUUUGUCACUAAGCUAGAUUCUGAGAGUGUUGGCAGCUGUCUCGUAGGCAACGAAACCGAAGUGCUUGGUAGUUCGCAGAGCUUGUCGAGUGUUUGGCUUCGUAUUGGUGUGCUAUCUAGCGGCUAGCGAUGUCGUGCAUCUUGGUCGCAGUACUUUCCUGGAAGUAGCAGCUUUGGCGUUGCCGCAGAGUCCACCGGCCUCCUUCGAGUAGUUACAGUCUGAAUCUCAGACCCACCGGCGUAGUGCGGAGCAGUCUCUUGCUUCGUUAUGCUAGUGCGAGGGCUUCGACUCUUAGCUUUAUCAUGAUUCAACCCCCUACAUUCCUGUAGCGCGGCGCAAGAACAUGUCGACGCCUCUUGCUGUGGCGUGCGCGCCUUCCCUUGUUUCAAGAAGACCCUAGUGGAUAUGAAGCAUUCCGUCUAUCUUCUUAGAUAGUGACGACUGGCAUAAGUAGAGACUAUAAAAGCCCCGGGCUCAGAGUAGGAUGGACUGGGUUCCCUGACACCAAGGGCAUCCUGCAUCUGGCCGGGAGGGUACUGGUCGGGAGUUUAAGUGCGCACAUCUUGCCUGAGCCUGGGGGUCUUUGCUUUGUACGCAAUGGCGUAAGCAGUCUCGUGUCGUGAUCUUCUUGACGCAGCGGCUUAUAUAAUAAAAAAACAUAGUGAGAGGCUACCCAGCGUGAUGAUUUCCAUAGCAGCAGCCGCGCCGUAUUUUCUUCUUGAUUUAUAUGAAUGCGCCGUCUUGCUUUUCCAUCUUCAGGAUGGCUGUAAAGUAUGUCCAUACGGCCGGCCAGCUUUUUCCUGCUGUAGUUGUGUGCACGCACAGGCACAGCAGGGCACAUGUAGCACGCAAGUAAGUAUGUUCAGCGUGAUGAGGAGACUUCUUUUCGAUCAAGUAGCAGGUCCUCUGUUUUUUGCACUCCAUGGCGAUGCUGCUUUGACGAAGUAAGUUGUACCUUUUUGCUUGACGUUGCAGAUUGUUCUUGCUAUCAUUGAUAUAGUAGCCCAAUCCGUUACGUCAUGGUGCUAAGUAGCAUGCGCUUCGUAGUAAAUCGCUUCGCUGGCAAAGAGCUAAGUAGUGACGAGCCCAAGGCUCCAUAGGCCGAUAAGCAUAAUCAUAGCAAAGCACAAGAAUCACGCACGUCCCACGCAGAUCAUUCAGUGCCUGACUCUUGAGGAUGCAUGGGAAUCACUUGGAAGGAGCUGGGGUGUAGGGGUAGGCAUUCCGCGCGGUUGCUGCAUCAUUUCCAUAAGUACUUGGGCGCCAGUGCUGUGGUUUUUUUCAUGACUGAAACUGAAUAGGAGUCGCGGCCCUGGUCUCUUUCGUUGAAUGUCAAUACCGUGGAAGGCUCUUGCGCCACGGACAGUGUUGCCGUCCCAUACUAGAGAGAGCGCCCCUCUGUAUUGUAUAUGACAUCUUUUCACACUAGCAAGGAUCGCUGCUUUUGCAGCACUGGCGCUUUCGCGUCUUCCUUGUCUUCAUAAGAUGCACAGAGUUGAAGUGUUGUCAUGGGUAGCCUCUCGCACUCAUUCUCCACGCAAAGCAUGUGGGCACUGUUGCGCGUGGUGUUGUAACCAGAACUGACAGCCAAGAGCUGGCAAGAGAACUGGCACGGUGUGAAGGUCCAAGCGUGAAGGCUGAGAUCGGUCACGUAUGGCAGAACUUCGCAUGAGUUUAGACGUUUGCCAGCGAGAGUAAGCAAGUUCAGUUCAGAACGUAGGAACGGUGUGCACGUAAGUACAAGCGCAACAAAGAAGCACGACAGAACAGGGCUGAGACUCUUGAACGAUUCUCAACCUAUAACCAUCCUUCGACGAUGUGCAUGCAGUCCGCUUUUGUUUUGAGAUAGAUUGCAGCUACGUUCUCACGUAUAUGCAAGUAAGCACAACGUAAACAACAAAGGGAGUAAGUUCCCUGAGGCUUGGCUUCGGCUUGAGCAGAGUACUCAAGUGCUCACACAAUCCCAAGCACAUGGAUAGCAGUUGUUGCGUGGGGAGAGCAGUCAACUUCGGUCGCAGGUGUUGCUCUGGGAAGAAUGAAGGAAAGGGCCGCAGUCAAGUCACGGCAGCUGUGGACACUUCCAAGAAGCACGCCUAUCUGUGGGCACCAGUGGCAUCAAUGUGGCCGAGUGCUUGCAUGCUUGUACAGUAUCAAUGAAACAGAUGCGAGCUUCUCGCCUCAUGUUGCUGCUGUGUAGCAGGUUUGUCAAAGCUUCUCGCCGCAUGUUUUUCCGAGCUUGUUUAAGUCAUGAGUAGAUCUGUGACCCACGACGAGGCCCCAAGAAUAAAAACUCUGGCCAGCAACACAAUAACAAGGCAGAGGGCCGGCUUCUUCGAUGGUAGUGAAGAUCUGCCCAUGAUGAAGUAGCUCGGUCUCUGCGUGCACACGAUACCAAGGAAGUGAGGAGACAUCUUGGCGCCUGUGUGUAGCGACGUACUGGAUGGAUUGCGCAUAAGGAUAGGAAUCUGCUGGGGGGAGCGCAUCCAAGACCACGCUCAUGAGAGCAAGUGUGGACCGUGAUCGGCUUGAGAGGCGAGGGGGAAUGGCGUCGGUUCUGUCUGACACAUGGGCUCUGCCCUUGCCUGUCAGGCUAGCUAAGCUGCCUUUGCGCUUCCCGGAUCUCAUGUCCGACUCCAGGACAUUUCUUUUCUUUUUUAUCUUUCUCUGCUUCUGUUCCAGGGGUCCUUCUGAUAGCUCCAGAGUGGUUCCCUCGUGUCGCCUACCGCGAUUUUUUCGCGGUUUUCUGCGCUUUUGGUUCUCCUAACAAACUGUCAAAGUCUGGCAGUUUUCUUCUGGGCCGUCCGUUUUGCGGCGCCGGCGUUUUUUCAGGUUUGUUUCUUUGUUCCGUCGCUUUUUCCCUGUCAGUUUCCCGGUUUUCUCGCUUCUUUUGCGCUCGUGAGGUCUCCAAGUAAUGGCUUUCGUCGAAUUUUUCGACAGUUCGCCGGUUUUUGUUUGGCUUUUCUGGUUGGUUCGGUUUUUGUGUUACGGAGGCUUGGCUUUCUUAUCCUUGCGCUGCUUUUUUUCGCCCAGGUCGUUCCUUUCUGGUCUUCAAGUGUGCAGAGUCGUCCAAUUUUUCAUGAGUUUGGUUCAUUUUCUUGCUUUUCUUGGUCUUUCAUAUUGGUCAGACAGAAACGGAGAGAGGCCCACACUUGCAAGGCUCAGCGUGUUCGGUUCAGAGAAUAAGGCCUCGGAAUGAAAACAAGAGAGAAGCAGCCAGGUUUUCUUGGUUCCGCACUCCUUCACGAAACGCAUUUAAGGAGAAACGUGGGCGGUUCUUCCAUCCUUGUCUUUCGGUCCCAAGAGUUUGCCAAUUAUUUUCCCAGUAGGUUGGUAUCACACUGCUCCGGAGUCAAAGCUUGCGACCCCUUUGAAAAGCCCCCAGCGUUGGCAAUUCAAUAAAGUAGGCGCAGGCUUUCUGGUGGAAGACAGUAAGCGCGUAAAAGUGAAAAAUAAAAAAUGAAGAAGAGGGAGCUAAAAUAACAGAGAAGCUGGCGCAUAUAUUCAAACAAACGAACAACGCGGAAACGCUGGAGCUUACAAUACGAAUUUGCGAGCUUCCUUGACUUUGACAAGACAGGCGGACGCUAUGGCUUCCUUUCUUUCGUGUUCAGUCUACAUUUGCUGGGUAUACAGGGGGACGAUAGUGGUAGAUAGGUUCAGCUCACAAAUGCCCCCACAUCGUCCCAGAUCUUUCUGCUUGCGGAAGCCUCGCAAAUACCUCCGGACCGUCCAGCAGGCUUAUCCUCUGAGCGACUUGGCCUUUUUGUAGAUCCUUUCAUGUAGCGCGUAAGCUAGCGAGACACCCCCCGAAGAAAGAGACAAAAAGAGCACAAGAAAAGCUCUCAGACUAGACAACGAGGAACGGGCCCCACUUGCACUUCGCACUUGAGUAAGAUGAUGGGCCGACAAUGUGUCGCCUUGCUAGGCUUCAUUGGAGUUACUAGCGAGGCGGCGUCGGUGUCUGUAACUCAUAACCUUCAAAGAAGUGCUGUCUCGGAGGCUGCUGCGCAUGAUGCAGGAGCCUCCCGCAGGGUAUGGCACAAAGAGAGUCGCAAUCUGUUGGGUUUAUAAGGUGAUCGGCGCGCGUGUUUGGUGACGGCUUACAGCGAUCACGUGAACGCUCGCAGAAGCACUAUCUUAGUAAGUUGCUACUCCCUCGCGCUCGUGAAUGCCAAUGCCUUCGGGGAUGAACGCGAGCCAUUCCUGGUUGUGCGUGAAGGGCGGCCAGCUUUGCUUGAACUUGCCUAGCAACGCCGCGGCAGCGGACAUGGUCCGCGGCUGCUUUCUGGUGAUACUUGGUAGUAUAUCGCUCGGCUUGCUUGUUCUUCUUUGAAGGUACAGGCAGACUGAGUCAGCUUCUUAGUCAAUAAGUCAGCUUGAGCACUGAGGUUACAUGACAUGGCAUGACGUGACUGGCCUGCUUUGUUUUUUGCUCGUUCUGGUUCUUCUUCUCCUUAUCUCGUGACCCAUUCGCAUCGGGUUCGUUGGUUCUAGUUCUGAUCGGACGAAUCUGCAUGCUGCCAGUGGGCUAGUCUGUCACGUAGACAGCACUGACUAGCAAACAAUACUCGCCCCGCCAUGACGUCAGCCCAAGCUAAGUCAUUGACGCGGCAGAAUCAAUAUUGGCAAAGGGGUUCGGCUUCGAAGUAGCUAGUUUGGGCGUGUGUUUUUAGCUGGCGCCGGUUAUCUGUGCCAGUCCUUCUCUGUCCCUAUUGUGUAUACACCGGGGGCUGCGCAUCCUACACCUACAGGGAGGCAGCGCACACGGCCGGCCGGCGUGUGUGGUAUUGAUUCAGCCAGUAUGCUGGUGCCCCUUUUUCAGUAUUCAGCACUCAGUAUCUAUUCUCGCCCAUUUCUUUUGGCUUCGUCCCUCCACUCUCUUUCUAUCAAUCUGCGUGACACUCACGCCCGCACUCGCUCACCUGCGGCAUUCGAUUCGCGCGCCCUUUGGCGUCAGGCUUUUCUCUUUCUUAUCUCACGGCCCACCCCCAUGGAAUUCAUCGUUUCGAACGAAUCUGGAUUCGUAAGUGGGCUAGUGUGUUAGUACGUAGACAGCAGUAGCAAAAUAGUGCUCGCCCCUUCAUGGUGUCCGCGCUUUCUGUAUGCGUCUCAACGACAAGGAUAUUUUUCGAAAAAAGACCCGCGAAUAACAUCCGAAGCACACAAAGUCUUUCAGCUUGUUAAGGUGACCAGCGGCAAGCGGGUUUGGAAGCACAUCAUCACCGAGAAACCGAAAAGGCGAACACACCUCGCUCCGUCUGGUUUCACGCAAAUUCAUACGGCAGAGCUUCCUGAGUGGGCUUGGCAAGGUGCAGCAGCUGGUGCAGCACUCGUCAUACUAGUGGUCAUCUUUUACUUCUUCUUUUUCUUCUUUCGCCUCCGCCGUGGCACAGGUGGUGCGUCCGCUGGUCCUGGUGUGCGGAAUGCUCUCGCUAAUAGCUCCCUGGAAGGUAGAAGUGAAGAUCAGGAGGAUAACAUCAAGAUGCAACCUGUAACUGCUGAGGACAACUACGGUUCAACGAGCCAGGAUGCUGGUCUUGCUGCUUUCUUGUUUUAUCCAGGUGGAGAGGCGGACGCGGAUCAUGCUGAAGAUGGUGAAGAUGAUGACAGUAAGAGCAACAUCGCGGAAGGUGGCGACGCUUCAAAUGGCGAAUGUCAGGGCAGACGACGAAUACUGAAUUCGAAGAGGACCGAGGAUGCUGACAACGAGGAGGAGUUCGAUCCAUCUAGGAGUAGUGCUCAAUGAGCGCGCUGCCGAGUUUUCAACACUUUCUCGACGAACUUUACAGCCUGUUGUCGUGUCGUGGAUGAAUUGGUGCCUUAUUUUUUUUGCGAUUUUUCAAACUAAAGAUCAUUACCUUAGCAAUGAAACAAACAAGUUUCUAUGAUAAAGAAGGAAAAAACUUACUCACCCUGAAAACUUUCAAAAAACCUGAAUAAUCUCGCCGGCCGGAGGCUGUUAUUUGCGGAGCUCUCGCUGACCGACUGCAAUUCCCGCACGACUAAGUAAACGUAGAGGCCGUGGCUCUUUACCUUGCGAGAAGGAAUGAGUCAGGUACCUUUAUGAUAUCUUAUGAUAUGCCAAAAGAUGGUGAUGCUUGGCUAAGUUAAAUAAUACUUGUUUGUUUGUUUUGAUGCGCUCCGGGCGACGCGUACGAUCCCGCCGGAUUUCUUUGUGCUCUGUGUGUGUAGUGCUAUGGUCGUCAUUGCGAUCGACUAUGGUUUCAUGUCAGGUCGCCACAGUCCCCGCCAGCUGCGGCUUUUGUGGCAUGCCAGGCGCGGCGUGCUGCAGGCGGCGGCGACUGCGCGUAGGUAGCACCUGGCGGCGAGGCGCGUCCGGGUUUGGUUGACGUUCUUGCGGCCUGCGUGCACUGUUCUUCGCGUUCUCGUUUUGUCUUCGUUCUUUUUUGUCUUCGCGUGCUUCCUUUCUUGUCUCCUCCCUGCUCGUUCUUUGUUCGCCACCACCUAUCUCGGCCCCCGUCCUAUCGUAGCGGGCAGCGAUGGGUUUACCACAGCGGCCGCUACUCGUUUCCCCUUGUCUUCACUGGAGGUGUGGCGGCUGCGCUCGCAAGAACGCACCGCCGAAGCUGGUCGCUAAGUCGCGAAGGUAUGGGAUUAGCCGCUUCGGGUUCGACGCAGCCACCCCAACAUUCGCCGGAACUCCGUGGGCCUCUACUAGAGCCUGGAGCGCAGGGCACUCUAGUAGGUGCUGCGUGCUUGCCGCAAGGCCAGGGCAAAACGGGCAGCCAACGUCCUCCCCGGUGACUCCGCUCGCCAAACGUCCCAGCCUGAAGGCAUAGUAUCGCCGCUCGUCUUCCCGCGAGCACGUUACGCCUCGCAGGAGGUCCUUGCCGCAGCUGCCUGUGUCUGUUACGGUCUUGGCCGUCUUGCUCCCUGUGCGUGCUGCUCCGCUUAUCUGGCGCGACUUGGCUACGCGAAGUACCCUCGCGGCCUCCGUGCGGUACUGCCUGUGGCCGAUCGCCUGUCCCGUCUCGGCGGGGAAGUCCGAAGAGCUUGCUAUUCCGGCUAGCUGGUCAGCGAUCUCGUUGCCGAUGACGCCUGAGUGCCCGCGGGUAAAUCUCAGCUCUAGUCUGCCCGCUGGUCCGAGUCCUGUCAGGGCAGCACGAAGAGCCGAGUACAGGGCUGUGUCGUUGUCGUUCCUAAGUGCUGGGUUUAAGAUCGCGCGCAAGUUGGACUGGCUAUCGGUUACGAUGACGACCCUUUGGCCAGGGGUAGCCCUGGCGCCUAUCCCCCACAGGGUCGCCUCGAUUGCCGAUCUCUCCACCUCGAAGGAGUCACACAGCGGCCCGCAGUCCCAGGCGGAGCCGAAGUAUCCAGCGCUACUAUACCAGAAGGCCGCCGCACCACCGCGAAAAUCGGAGUCCGUCCCGUCUGUGUAGACCGUCACGUCUGCUUUGCUCAAAGCGUCGACGAGUGCGGGGGCGCCACCUGCUGCGCUUGGCUCGACGAUGAGGCGCCCGUCCUCCUGCGCCACAUGUACGCUAGAACAGCCGUCACCUGCAUGCUCGGCAACCUCUGGCAGCACAGUCGACUUUGCUGCGUGCGAUGCUCCGCACUGGAUGAUCCUUCUCCCGGACUGGAUCCAUCCGACCCCGGGGUGCCUGUCUACUAGUUGCCGGAGGAGGUCUGCCUUGGGGCGCGAGCUUGCCCGAGCGACCACCGACGCCGCGUCGACCGUGUACUUGUCUUCGAAUGUCGCCAGCCCCGCCAUGGCGAGGGCGCACUCCCGCUGUGCGUUCCCUGGCUGCCCCAAGAUCAGGCAUGCUGCGCGGUACUGGAAGCCCUCGAGCUCUUUCCUUUGCUCUGCGGUCAGCCUUCCCCAAUAGCACACCAACCCAUACGCCGCUGCUGCCUCGACAAAAAGCUGAUGCAUCGCGCGGAUUUCUCGAGCGCGGCUCCAGGACUCCCUGGCAAGCUGCCGCACAGCUGCCUCCCGGCGUCGCAUCUUAGCGACGAGCGCCUCGAAAUGCCUCCCGAACGACCACCGGCGGUCGACGACGAUUCCGAGGAACUUCGGGCACGGGUCGUAGUGGAUCUGCACCCUCCCAGCCGAGAGGCUAAGCUCCGGCAUCUCGCACGCAUACUGCUCCUGGAAGACAAUGUAGGAGCACUUUCCUGGCGACAGCUGUGCGUUACUAGACGAACAGAACGCAGCCACGAUGUCUAGGGCCGCCUGGAGCUCCCGCUGCCCGGCUUGCGGGUCCGUGUACUCGACCGAGAGGACGAUAUCGUCGACGUAUCCAAACACUUCGACGCCAGGGCAGCGCGCUCGGAGCUCAACCAGGAGGGGGUCGAUAUAGUGCCCCCACACCGAUGGGCCGCUGACUGUUCCCUGCGGAACGCCUUGCUCCAAGUCGACCCUCGGCGAGAGCGCCUCCGCGAAACGCGCGACCCUUGUCCGCCCAGAAACGAAAGCCCCUAGCCAUCGGGCUAUCAGGAGGAACUGCUGUCUGUCACUAGACCUGGCCGGCCCACUGCCCAUGGCUGUUGUGUUUGUGGCGCUGAAACUGCUGCGCUUGGCAAGUAGGCGGUUGACGAAAAGGUCCGGCGGGACACGCUCGAAGGCCCCUGUGAGGUCCAAGAAAACAGCCGCCCGUCGUUUGUGCUUGCGGAAAGUCUCCUGAACCUUGACUGCCAUGGCAGCCACAUGGUCAGGCGCUGCCCUUGCUGGUGUGUCACCGUACUGCGCCGGGUCGUACUGAAGGCGGCCAGCAGCCUGGAAGAGCAUCCGGAGGCGCCUCUGUGCGGUUCUCUCGACCACCUUUGCUAGUGUCGACGUCAAUGCAAUCGGACGUAGGCCCUUCGGCUCCGGUACGUUUGCUGGCUCCUUUGCGGGCUUCAGGAUCGGCGUGCACAGCUCGCUGCGGAGUGGGGCCGGCACUACUCCGGUGCUCAAGCUGCCCCGGAUGAAUCUCAGCAGCAGUCUCUUGCCUGCCAUGGGCAUCUCCUGUAGUUGCUGUGCUGUGAUCCCAUCCUCCCCUGGUGCAGCCGCUGCUUUCUGCUGGCUGAGGGCACACACAACGUCGUCCAGGGUGACCGUGGCAACCGCCUCCGCGUCGAGCUCCUCCGCAAAGAUCGUAGCGUUUGCACGCGCCGCCUCCCUCAUCGUCGCCUCCGGAAGACGUGGGUGACCGUCGUAGAAGUGCGCCAGCACCGACGCAAGGUGGUCAAAGAAGACCUUGCCGCAGUACCGCAGUCCCGCGACAGCCUGUUCGCACCUUGGACCUCCCUCGAGCUCACGCAAGACCUCGAAGCACCCCCUUGUUGACUUUUCUGCAGCCUGGACCCGUUCUAGGAAGCGGCUACGGAGACGGGCCCCUUCUGCGUCUGCGACGGCGCUUGAGGCUUCCGCCACCGCCUGACUCCAGAGGGCGACUUCGUUGCUGGUCCUGGCUCGCGCGAGGCGGGUCUGGCACUCCUCUCUGAGCCUUGAAUACUUAUAAUUGGAGACUCUUGCCCUUUUUCAUCUUACUAAGUCUGAAAAUCAGCAAGUUUUUUUUGGGUCUGGGGAACCCCCGGGCACCGCACGUUCACAGGGCCAGUGCCUUUAUAUGUCUACUACACAAGAAGACCAAGAGCAGUCUAUCAGUAUCAUUUUCGUUCCUAGCUCUUUCACAUUUACUUGCUAACCUCUACUACAUCUCAUCGUAAUCCUAAAAGACAUUCAGGUACCUCGCCAUGGCCUCUGCGAGUACUGCGGGAAUAAAUUGGUCAGCUUUUAAGCUCCGUAAAAUCCCUCGCCGCCGAGUUACGCAAUUUUUCAAACUCAAUGAGUGAGUAGGUUUUUCCUUGCAAUGUAUGUCAAGGUAGAAGUGCUAGUCUUCUAAUUGCAACAACGUCAACGUCAUGUACGCUUCAACAUCACAAACUACUAGAAAUUCUUUCCUUCCACAUCCACCAUACCCAUCUGCAUACGACGAGGUAGAGGAUUGAUCAUUUUGUGCCAGUUGUACUUGUUGCGGUUGAUUUAGACUGGCUUGAAGAUUUGCAGCGUCAAUGGCAGGCUGAAAGACUUGAGCGUAUCCGGAAGUUGAAGUGUGGACGACUUGCAGGUGAUUAUUCGUCUGCUGACUGUUAGGAUCCAAUCCUCUUGUAGGGCGAGUAACUCUACGAAACGAAAUCGAUUGGUGUUGUUACGACGAAAACGAUGAAGUAUCAGCGAGAAUUAAUUGUCAUGCAGGGGAGGGGGACACAGAUCCGCGAUUUGCAUGGCAAUCCUUGCUGUUCCGAAGAACUAAGAGUUUGUUGUGUCACGGACGAUCAUGCUGAGGACAUCGUCACGUAUAUCAGGACAUCCUCAUGCAUGUCCACUCCCAUACUCUUAUAUAUUCAUCGGUUUAAGAUUUCAUGACUCAAAAAAUGUGAUUUCGGCAUGAUUCAUACGAAGUUGGAAGGUGUUUAGUGACAACAUGUUGAGAAUGAGAUGGAUUUACCUUUAGGACGAAGGGUCGCACAUAAGUGUGAAAAUGUUUACUCCAUUCGUAUUGAAUCUUUUUGUUCCUCCUCGUUAGUCAUUAUAAAUUAUGACUGUAGUCGUGGUCAUUUGCGUCCCAAAUUGUCCUCCCAAAUUAUCUAUGAAGUAGACUGUCUACUUUUGCGCUCCUCUCGUCCUCAGGAUCGGGUCAGUGAACAAGACUAACGUUUUCGGAUGAU